CCAAAGAGAGAGAAGACUAAGAACCACAAAGUCUAGAGAGAGAGACUGUGAUCUUUGUCUCUACUACAUCCUUUUGUCUCCUUCUGUGUUUGAUUGAGCAAUGACGGGGCUUGUGAUGGUGACUAAAGGCGUUGGUUGCGCCGGAAGAAAAGGAGGAGGGAGGGGAAAAUCGACUGUUGAGGAAGAAGAAGAGCAGAACCAGCAACUCUCUCUUGUUGAGUUUCUCUUAACUGCGCUGCGCAAAUCGGUGGUCUCUUGCCGCGUGGAUAACCGGCAAGACGAUGGCGGAGGAGGAGGAGGCGGAGGGAUCUCCUCUGCCGUUCAUCAAAUGGAGAUCGGAUGGCCAACAAAUGUACGACACAUAACUCACGUGACAUUUGAUAGGUUCCAUGGCUUUCUUGGUCUCCCACACGAGCUUCAGGUCGAGAUCCCUUGUCGUGUCCCCAGUGCUAGUGUGAGCGUGUUUGGUGUCUCUGCGGAAUCAAUGCAAUGUUCUUAUGACGAGAAAGGGAACAGUGUCCCAACUAUUCUAUUACUAAUGCAGCAAAGGCUAUACUCUCAACAAGGUCUCAAGGCUGAGGGGAUCUUUAGGAUAAACCCUGAGAACAGUCAAGAAGAACAUGUAAGAGACCAGCUUAACAGGGGUAUUGUUCCUGAAAACAUUGAUGUGCAUUGCUUGGCUGGUCUUAUCAAAGCUUGGUUCAGAGAGUUACCCUGUGGAGUGCUUGAUGGUCUUUCUCCUGAGGAAGUUCUCAACUGCAACACAGAAGAAGACUCUAUUCAACUUAUAAAGCAGCUUAAGCCUACUGAGUCUGCUUUGCUCAGUUGGGCUGUUGAUCUUAUGGCUGAUGUUGUUGAGGAAGAAGAGUCCAACAAGAUGAAUGCAAGGAAUAUAGCCAUGGUUUUUGCUCCUAACAUGACUCAGAUGACAGAUCCAUUAACGGCUCUUAUGCAUGCUGUUCAAGUGAUGAACUUGCUUAAGACUCUCAUUACUAGAACACUAGCUGAACGUGAAGAAACCUCAAGUGGAUCAGAAGGGUAUUCACCAUCUCACUCAUCAAAUUCUCAAACUGAUUCUGACUCUGACAAUGCACAAGACAUGGAAGUUAGCUGUGGAUCACAGGGCUCAGGUUCAGAAUCAGGUGGAGAAGAAGGACAACAACAACAAGAAGAAAAAGAAGAAGAACAUCUCAGCCGCCUGUCUACCCAAGAAGAUGAAAAUGAUGUUGGAUCAUUAUGCUCAGUCGAGAAAUGCUUCUUGAGUCAGAUCAACAACAAUGCUAGAGUUUCAACCACCAGUAUCUCUGAAGACUGGAGCCCAAGAUGCUCUCCACUGGUGUCAUUCACAGACGAUAAAAACAACACUUUAGGCUCAGGUACAAGCGAACAAGAUGAAACUAUGACCAUCUAAUUCAAGUCACUGUCCACGAGUUCCUGGUAGCAAUCACAUUUGUUUGUAGCUUUCUUUGUUUCUGCUUAAUCUGCUGCAGAGAACAAACAAGAAGGAAGAGAAGUGGUUGUGUCUGUAAAUCAAUACAGAGAUUAUUGUCCAAUUUGUUAGGAUUUUUAGGGAUUGUUGGGUGCUGUGUCUGAUCAGGGUUCAACAAGGGCUGAACCUGUCUGUUGACUGUUGUUGUAGUCCUUCUCCAUGUGUGUGUUUGUGUUGUGCUGUUUGGUUUUGUUGUAGCAAAGAUAAUCUGAUCUCUCUGUUUUUUUUUUCUUUAAC
Molecule: messenger RNA, 1726 nt
Organism: Eruca vesicaria subsp. sativa (arugula)
Lineage: Eukaryota; Viridiplantae; Streptophyta; Magnoliopsida; Brassicales; Brassicaceae
Source: the annotation of a GenBank genome assembly